Molecule: messenger RNA, 4596 nt
Organism: Closterium sp. NIES-65
Lineage: Eukaryota; Viridiplantae; Streptophyta; Zygnematophyceae; Desmidiales; Closteriaceae
Source: the annotation of a GenBank genome assembly
AUGCCUCGAGCUGCUGACCGCAAGCUCGCCAACCUCGCUGUGAAGCGGCUGGUGUCGGACUUUCUCGACGCGCCCUGCUGCGACACGGAUGACUACGUCUCUUACCUCGGCCACCUAUCCACCAGCCAGUCAGCGCCUCCUGCCAGCAGCCGAAAGCGCAAGACAACUGUAGACUCCCACGGACUCUCCCCUGCUCGAGGCACAGAGCACAGCAUGGACGGUCUGCUGCAUCAGGUGCAGAAGCUCAAGAUGACUGAGCAGGCGCAGGCAUCCCCGGCAUCUCCAUCCCUAGACCUGAGCGGCAUGAGCCUCAACCCGCACGCUGCAGAGUUCGUUCCUGUCUUCGGCCCUCCUUCCCACGCCAGCAAUCCCACCGCUGCAUCACAAUCAGAACCACAGGGACUAGCAGCAGCAGCGGGCGGAGGAGGAGCAGGGGGGUACGCGUCCUCACUGCAACCCGGGUACGGGACAGGGAGCAGUGCAGCAGGGUACGGCGGGACAAGCGUCGGUUUAGCAGGGUAUAAUGGCGCAGCAGCAGAUGAAACGUUUGAGGAGUGCGAGGAGGAGCUGUUGAGCCGGUCACAGUCGCACAACAGCAACGCCUCUGAUGACGAGUACCGCCGCUUCUGGCGUGACCGGCUGCCAGAUGAGCUUCUGAGCUUCGAUGAGUCGCCGAAAGGGAGAGGGGCGGGGCGGGAUGGGAGGGAUGGGUUUUUGCAGAGAGGGAUGGGAAUGGAGAUGGAUACUGGUGGGGUAGGUGGAAAUAGCCUGCAUCGUCAUGCAGCUAGCAUGCCGUCUCUAGAUAGCGGUCACAUGUCCAGUUCGGCUGCUGCUGGGGGUGCUGGUGGUGCUGCUCCUUCUGGUGGCCCAGACAGUUUUGACAGGCAGGGGUAUGGGUACUCGUUUCGGCAGGGUGUAGGCCCCGCUGGUGGCCCCCCUGCAGCUCAAUCCAUGGGGAAUAUUCUCGAGGAGGUUAAGUCAGACUCGGCUCUAGACCACAUUGCACCACAUCGCACCGCUCUCGGUCUCUCCGGACCUGGCCAGCACCACCACAUGCCGCAUCGCUCACCUGGUGGCCCUCUCAUGGGCUCCCCAGCUCAGGGACCUUCCUACGAAGCUUCCCUUGACAGGCCUUUCGAGCCUUCCUAUGAUCCUUCCGCUCCCUAUCACGGUCCUCCUCCCUCACACCUGCUUCCUCGAAACGCCCCCAGCCCUGCCUGGAGACCUGCUCCAGGCCCACCUGGGUUUUCACCUGGGCCCCCACCUGGCGGACCACCGGGCUCUGUUGGUCCCGUCCCUUCCAGCCCUGUGAUUGGCCGCGGAGGAGUACCCCAUUCUCCCAUGGGCACACCCAACAGAUACCCCCCAUACGGCGGGGUUAACCCUAAAUCUAACCACAUGAGUCCGCAGCAGAGCCCUGCCAGGGGUCCUCCUCCCUAUGCCUCCCCCGGAGGCCCUCUCUCCCGAUUUGGUGGUAACCCUGUAACAUCCAUGUCUAUGCCGUUGCCUGGUGCUGCCUCUCCCCCUCCCCCACACCAUCACCCCUUCAACAGCCCCGCUAGGGGUUAUCCCCCUCCCCCGAAUGCUGACCCGAGAGCCAUGCACCCCCCACCGUUUGAACUCCCCGGUCCGGCAGGGGGAGGGGACAUGGGGGGAGGAAUGGGGGGAGGGAUGGGGGGAGGGAUGGGGGGAGGCGGGGGAAUGGGGGGACCAGGGGGAGGAGACGGCAUGUGGGGGGGGGAAGGUGGGGGAGUGAGAGAAAGAGCGAUGUCGAUGCCAGUUGGAUGGGGGGGACCGGAAGAAGGGGUGGGCGGAGACGAUCGGCACGAUCCUGUGCGCAUACUCGCUACAGAGUUCCCCAUGUUCAGUAUAAGCACCCUGGCAGAGAUCUUCUUCUCUAAUGGCGCAGACCUUCCUCGGACCAUGGAGAUCCUGACCCAGCUGCAGCUUCAGGACGAAAUGACUCUCCCAUCACCAACCCACCGCCGUCCCCCACCCCCCUCAGCGCACCCCCCUUCCCUCGACUCUCUCGACUUCCCCUCUCUCUCCCCCCUAGACCCCCUCCCCGCCUCCUCCUCCCCCAUGCUCCGCCCGCGCCCCUCCUCUCAAGGCCCUGACACUCGCCCCAUGCAAGGCUCUGUUCCUGAUUUCGCCGGGGUGCUGCGAAAGCCGUUACCCCCGGGGGCAGCGACUCAGAACGCGUGGGGGGGCGGGCAGGCGGAGAGAAGCGGGGGAGGGGAGGGGGGUAUGGGCGGAGCAGGGCGAAGAGGGGGAGGGGGAGGGGGAGGGGGAGGAGGAGGAGGGGGAGGGGGGGGGUACGAGUUUUCAGGAAGAGGAGGAGCACAGCCAUGGCUGGAAACUGGCAACGCUGUCGCUAACCUAUACGGAGACAUGAGGGAAGAGGCGCGGGACCAUGCAAGAAUACGAAAUGCGUGCUUCGAGCAGGCCACGCAAGCGUACCUGGCGGGCAACAAGGCAGCAGCCAAGGAGCUGAGCGCGCGGGGUCAGUGGCACAACGAGCAGAUGAAGGCAGCCCAUGCCAAGGCCAGCGAUGCCAUUUUCCGAACCCGCAAUGCGGCGUCGGGCUAUCUGGGUGGAGUGGCUGGCGAGGGAGGAGAGGCAAGGGUGUUGGACCUGCACGGGCUGCAUGUGGGGGAGGCGAUACCCAUGCUGAAAAGGGAGAUAGCCGCAAUGAGAAGCGCUGCUCGCUCCACCCAGCAGCGACAGCAGGUGUACGUGUGUGUGGGCACGGGCCACCACACCAAGGGGCGAGCGCCCCCGCGCCUGCCACUGGCAGUGGAGCGGUAUCUUGUGGAGGAGGAGCGGGUUCAGUUCAUGGAAACCCAGCCCGGCAUGCUGCGAGUGGCUUCAUCCCCGUUACUGCGCCGGCCGCCUAGCGCGUCGCUCUCUAACGGAACCGGAGAACGCGCGGAGCGCGUAGCGGCGGGGGACGUGGUGGGCGGAAAGUACCGCAUCGUGCGGCUGCUGGGGGAGGGGUCGAGCGGAAGGCUGUACGAGGCGGAAGUGGUGGCGGAAGGGGGGACGGCGGAAGGAGGAGAGGGGGAACGCCUACUGCUUUCUUCGUUCAAUCUUGUCCGCUUCACCCUUUCUCAGGAUUUGGACCUAUUUGAGAGGGAAGCUAGAGUGCUUCGCAGCCUCAACCAUCCCGGCAUUCCGCAGUACAUUGAUUAUUUCGAGGAGGACACUGCAACAGACCGUGCCUUUUAUCUCGUGCAGCGCUUGGCACACGGGCAGUCGCUGGCUGCUCUAGUGGCGGGCGGGUGGAGGGGAACCGAGGAGGAGGUGGUGCGGAUUGGUAUUAAGGUCUUGGAAGUCUUAUCUUAUUUGGAGUCGCUUCGACCUCCUGUGGUGCAUCGGGACAUCAAGCCUGACAACAUAAUUCUGGACCAAUCACACGGCACGGUUCAGGUGGUUGACUUCGGGGCAGUGCAGGAAGCAUCUGCGCCGGCAAGGAGUGAUGCUCCUAUCGGCAGCACAGUUGUUGGUACGUACGGCUACAUGGCACCGGAGCAGUUUCAGAAUCGGGCCAGUUCACAAUCAGACCUCUACUCGCUGGGAGCCACGCUGCUUUUCCUGCUCUCCGGCCGACCACCUUCCGCCUUCCCCCAGGCUCGCCUCAAGAUUGACUUUCAGUCGUCUCUGGGUUCUUCCAUUUCCCCCCGGCUAGCCACGGUGCUGGACUGUCUGCUCAUGCCAGCAGCAGAAGACAGGUUCAAGACGGCGCGAGACGUGAUCAGCGCCCUGACCUGCCACGAAUCCUCACUCCACCGCUACCUCCCACACCACCACCAGCAACAAAAUCAGUUGUCAGCCUCCUCCCCCACCUCCCUGAGCACUGCUGGCAUGGGCGGGUCACUUUUCAGGAAACCCAAAACCUCCUCCUCCUAUCCUCCUUCCAACGUGCCUCGGCCGUCCCCUGCUGCUCCUCUGCAAACCCUCCCUGUGGCGUUUCAAUCCCCGGGGGCUCUUGACACCCGGCCUGCUGGCACCCAAGUGGUACUGGAGAGGACAGAAGAGGGCAAAUUCCUGGUAGUACACAUUCCCCCUGCGGGCUUGACACGGGAGGCAAUGGGCACAGGCGGAUUCGCCAUUGCAUGGAAUGCCUUCAUUGCUUUUUGGACUGCCACGGCACUCACAGGGGGUGCGCCGCUUCUUUUCACGGCCUUCUCCAUCCCUUUCUGGCUCGUCGGCGGCGAUCUGGCCAAGAAGGUGGUGUCGACGGUAGCAGUCUCAGUGGAUCUAGUGUUUGACCGCCAAGGAGGAGGGGAGUUCAGCAUCACGUGGCGGGUGGGCGACCUUUGGAGCCACACUGAGAGGGGCCGAUGUGCCGACAUCUCACGCGCUGCAGUGGUGGUGGAAGGGUUCCAAAACGGCGAGCCAAUGGCGGUGUGCCAGCUGGCGGAAGGUGUGAAGGAGCACCGCUUUGGAGGCGGGCUGAAGCCUGUGGAGCAGCAGUGGGUGGUGGGGCAGAUAGGGGAGUUUCUGGGUAUUGGGUUUGGGGGUGUUCUGGGGGUGGAUGAGGAGGCGAGCAGGCGAGGAGGGAGGAAUAAUUGGAGUGAUGAUGAGGAGUGGUGA